GACCCGUGGAAUCCAUCCCGAGCGAGGCGUGCGACGCGUGCGUGCUCUCGCUCUCGCGACAGCGGCGGCGCCGGCGAUUCAAGCGGAAGGGACGGCGGCGGCGACUCGACGGUGGGCGGCUGGAGGAGGAGAGCUCCUCGACGAAGCGGACGCCACCCUUCCUCGACACGGACGCCGCCACGGAGCCCGAUCAAAUCCCUAGCCGCAGGCUCAAGAUCUGCCCUUCCCCGCCUCCGACGCCGGCCGGUAGAAGUUUUUGAAUGGCUUUGAGAAUUACGGAUCGGAUUAGGAAGAGAGAGGAGGAGGAAGAGGAGGAAGAGGAGGAUGAUGAUGAUAUGAUUCUAUUUCUUUUACCAAUGCUGCAUCUGCUGGGUGAACCAAGGGAAAAAAAGCCCCGCCAUACAUCGACGAUAAGAGGCGAGGAGGUUGUAAGGGACUUGCUGGAAGGGCACGUACAAAAUUGUCGGGUAGCAUUUAGGAUGGAGGCCCACAUCUUCAGGGCUUUGGCUAGUUUCCUUCGACGCGAGAGAUUGGUGCGUGAUACCAGACUUAGCGUCGAAGAGAAACUUGCAGCCUUUCUGUGGAUGUUGUCCCAUAAUUCCUCAUACCAGGAUCUCCAAGUACAGUUCAAGCAUAGUAAUGACACUUUCCAUAACAUCAUGAAUAACUUCUUCAACAUCGUUCCUGCACUAUCCAAACACUUUCUGAAGCCUCCCAAUCCAGCUCAAGUACACCCAAAGAUCCGGAACAACCCAAGAUUCUUUCCUUAUUUUCAGAAUUGUCUUGGAGCUAUUGAUGGGACUCAUGUUCCCAUGAACAUUAAUGGUGACAUAGCCACACCAUUUAGAAAUAGGAAGGGAACACUCAGCCAGAACGUGAUGGUGGUGUGUGACUUUGACCUGAACUUCACAUUCAUUUCUUGUGGUUGGGAGGGCUCUGCGACUGAUGCUAGGGUUCUUAGGUCAGCAAUUCGCAAAGGGUUUAGAGUACCUGAGGGCAAGUUCUAUCUUGUGGACGGUGGGUACGCAAAUACUAAGUUCUUUCUUGCUCCGUAUCGUGGUGUUCGAUACCAUUUGAAGGAGUUUGGCCGUGGUCACCGAGCACCACAAAACUACCAAGAACUGUUCAAUCAUCGCCAUGCCGUGAUACGGAAUCAUAUUGAACGGGAUUUGGGAAUCUUAAAGAAGCGCUUCCCCAUUCUCAAGGUUGGAACACAUCACACAAUACAAAACCAAGUCAAGCUACCGGCUGCUGCUGCAGUGUUGCAUAACAUCAUCCGUAUGCACAAGGGGGAUGAGAGUUGGUUAGAUAACCAAAGAGAACUCAUACCUGCAGCAAACUAUGUUGACCUACCUGAUGGUGACCCCCCACAAAAUCAUCAAGUCAACCAUGAAGGCGACAACCUUAGAGAUACCAUUGCGCAACAAAUGUGGGCAGAUUACCGACGUUAAGUAGUGAUGUAAUAAAGUAGUGACAUCUGAACUUAUUUGAUGUAAUAGGGUACCAGACUUUAACUUCUUCUGUUUUGCAUCUUGUUCGAUGUAAUAAAGUACCAGACUUGAACUUCUUUUGUUUUGCAUCUUGUUUGAUGUAAUAAAGUACCAGACUUGUUUGAUGUGAGA
Molecule: messenger RNA, 1622 nt
Organism: Lolium perenne
Lineage: Eukaryota; Viridiplantae; Streptophyta; Magnoliopsida; Poales; Poaceae
Product: protein ALP1-like
Source: RefSeq, a predicted model, not a curated record